Messenger RNA from Sinocyclocheilus anshuiensis, 4833 nucleotides. RefSeq names its product leucine zipper putative tumor suppressor 2 homolog. Gene Ontology annotation, biological process: regulation of dendrite morphogenesis; regulation of synaptic plasticity. NCBI's taxonomy places the organism in Eukaryota, Metazoa, Chordata, Actinopteri, Cypriniformes, Cyprinidae. Gene Ontology annotation, cellular component: dendritic spine. The transcript has 6 exons. The record is from RefSeq and is a predicted model, not a curated record. The coding region runs from base 282 to 2456 and encodes 724 amino acids.
CAGAAGAAGGAAAGAUCGAGAGAGGAGAGCAGAGAGAUAAUGAUUGCAACCUCCUGUUCUCCAUUAAAAUACGAGCAGACCCUGGGCACUUAAUACAGCACAUAAACAGCAAAAACACAUUGAGGGAAACAUACUCAAACGUGGUUUCCCAAAUGGGAAUAAGAAGGAUCUCCACACAAGGCUAUGAGUCCAUCAGACCUUCCUCCAUCAUUAAAAUUCUGUAAUUACACACCUGCCGCCACCAAGACCACCACCUGCUUUCUCCAGAUGUCCCAGGAAACAUGGGUAGUGUCAGCAGUUUGAUUUCAGGCCAUAGCCUCCACAGCAAACACUGCAAAGCCUCUGAAAACAAAAUCAAAAAGGGGCUUCAGUCUAAGAAAACAGGCCGUAGCUUGGAUGGCCUUCUGAAGUAUGGCUUCUCUCAGGACCAUUGCAGCACCAACAACAGCUCAAAAGUCAGCUAUCAUUCAGGCAAAAAUGACGACUUCUUUUACAUCAAGGUCAGCAACAAGCCCCGAACUGCUAACAUUAAUACAGCUGAAGACAGUCAAGGAAGAACAACUGAGAUGGACAAUGAAGUGGACAGGAGAGGAGGGCCACCAGAAUUAGUUCCGCUGUCUGGAAAACUAGAAAAGAGUAAAGAGAAUGCUUUAAUUCGACCCACCGCCUUCAAACCCGUUCUUCCUCGAAGCAGCAGUUCCUCGGUGGAGACUUAUAACAACUUGAGCACUAUCCUGGGCAAGAGAAUUAGUCCUAUAGACAGGCUAAAAGAUCUUCAGGACCCCAAGCUGGAGACAAAUUCUGGUACCUUCUCUGACUCUGGAAGGAACUCUAUGUCCAGCCUGCCCACUCACAGCACCAGUGGCAGCAGCCAGAUGGACAACCUAAGCACAUCAAAUAACCACAUGGCACGCCGCGGAGGCCUUGCCCAAAACAUGGACACAUCUCAGAACCCACAGGCGGGUGUAGCAGGGAUAAAUGGAAACUCUGGAUCCAGUUGGAUGUGUAGUGGGACUAACGGUGGAAACGGGUGGGCCAAUGGAUUUUGUGAAACAAACAGAAACAGUGAGUCGACGAAUGACAAUACGAGAUCUAUUGGUGUCCUAAGCGAAAGUGUGGCGGCAGCAAUAAGUAUGAACAGAGAAAUAACUGCUGCAGCGCUGACUGUUUCAUCCACCGAGCCAAAGAUGGAUUUCUCUGGAAACCAAGAACUGCUUCUGGAACAUAGAUUUACAAUUUCAGAGCAAAGCCCGACAAAACCAUCAUCUUCUGGGGGCUGUGUCCGAUCACCAAUUUCGAUGGAUGAAUCACUGAUACAGCAGCUGGAGCAGAAACUUCUAGAACGUGAAACCGAGCUGGUGGAGUUACAAACGAGCCUUGAUGAGAAGGAGUCAGACACAUGUCAUCUAUUUGAGGAGAAGCAACGGUACUGUGCUGAGGAGAUGGAGGGGUUGAAACAACGUUGUUCUACAAAACUCCGUCAAGUGUCUCAGAGGGCUUUGAGAGCCCAACAGUUAUUGCAGCUUCAGGUGAUACAACUUCAACAGGACAAGGAACGUCUGCAGGAGGAGGUGGACCAGCUUAAUCGUGACCGGGACACUGCAGAAAGCCACCUCCGAAUCUAUGAGAGACAGAAAAACCUAGUACCCACUCUAGAAGAGACUCAGUGGGAGGUGUGCCAGAAGUCAGGUGAGAUUUCUCUGCUAAAGCAGCAAAUUAGGGACUCCCAGGCCGAUGUUGGAAACAAACUCAGUGAGAUUGUCAGUCUCAAAUCCUCUCUGAAGGAGUCUAGAUGCAAGCUGGAAGAACUGGAAAAGAAGAUCAAGGAGUACGAGGAAGCACUUCACCAGCGGAGCGCUGAGGUUGAGGUAUCUAAAAAUGAGUUUCAAAGAAAGAAGAAUGAAGCUGACCUCCUCAGGGAGAAGGUGAACAUGCUGGAAACGGACAUCAAGGGCAUGAAGCAGGACUUAGCAAUGGCCAAAGAGGCGCAACAACAGCUAAUGACCAUGAGAGCCAAAGUUGAGGAGCAACAGCUGCAACUACAGAUAAGCCAAGCCCGGAUGGAGGCCUUUGGGACUGGUCAAGCCAAAUCGAAAGCCCAGGAUGGAACAAGUGCCAGUAAAACACUGAAUCAUAAUGGAGGGACUGCAAACUUGGAUGCCCUACAGAAGGAUGUAGAGAGGCUGAGAGGGGAACUGAAGGAAGAGAAGCAAAAGAAACAUAAAAUGAUGAAUAGCUUCCAGCAGGAGAGACAAACGUGGAAUAAAGAGAAAGACAAAGUAAUCAGAUACCAAAAGCAGUUGCAGUAUAAUUACCUACAGAUGUACAGAAAGAACAAGGACCUGGAGAAGAUUCUGAGGGAGCUAACGGCUGAGAUGGACAGUCGGACAGAGAUGGACAUGGACAGCCAUAGCUCUGACCUGAACUUUGAAAAAAUUGUAGCUACAGAGAUAUGAGGUCAUAGGAUGAAUGUUUUCACAAUUAACCGAAUGGUCUUAAAAGGGUGAAUGUAUUAGUGGGUGGAAUUCACAAAGCAAAAUUUAAAGGGAAGAAACAUGAUGUCACCGAAGUUUUUAAGAUGUCAUGAGAUGCUCGAAACUCAAGAGUAUAGCAUCACUUGUACAUACCACCAAAAGCUUUUCUCCUUUUAGAUCUACCACUUAACUUAAAAUCUUAGGAUGUCAUCCAUGUGCAUUUCUGAAUAAGUUCCUAUUAAAUGUUCAGUAAGCUAUUUUGUUUAUUAGAAUUACACGCUUACUUAAGAUAUCUCACUGAAUUAGUGUUCCAUCAGUAACCAUCACAUCUGUCUCUGUGGCAGCCGUAAAUUCUGUAAACUCCAAAUAAUUGACCACGAUUAGAUUCUUUGUUUAGCCAUUUAAGCAUUUUCUGCCUGUCAGUCAUUUUGUGCAUUCAUAGGGCAGCCAGUGAAUAGGAAGCAGGUGUCUUAAAAAUGUGUGGCGGUUGAGACUUGAAUAAUUUAACUUAAACUAUUAACCAUAUUAAGUUUCAUAAGCAGUUGACAGUUGUUGGUUCGUCAUGCAAGGAUACUAUUUUGUUAGCAUUUAGCUUUGCAACAAUGAGAUGUGCUACUGUUUUCCUGCUAAUCUCUGAAUACAAUGGUAAGGGUUAUAGAAAGUGUGUGCAAGUCUAAUUUAGAGAUUAUUUUUGCAGAAGUUUCAGAAUGGCUAACAUUGCUUACAGCACCUUUAAUCUGUGCACAUCCAACCAAAUGCUUACCUCCCUCUAAUCCAAACAAUCCAGCUCUUCUUGCCUAAACCUCAAGCAGUUGUACAUUCUCACUACAGGGUGACAAAGUGAUAUGAAUGUUUUAUUUGCUGUAAUUGCUAGUUUUGCACUCUCUCUUCCUUUUUAUAUGACAAGAAUCUUUAUCACCAGUGUCUUGGCAGACAGGCUCAUAGAAACAAUCUGUGUACAGGAAUAUAGUAGCUCAUACAGUGAGAUUAUGUCAUGUUGAAUGCAAAUGCUCUGUUCACAAAUGUCCAGACACAUAUUUCAUUGUUAAUCUAAAGUAUUUCACAAUUCCUUCGCAUCUUUUUAACAGUACUAUACUAUCAACUUUGAAGCCUAGACAUUGUACAGUUUUUGUUAGAAAUUUAAAAGUACAGUCAAGUCACUUUCACUCGCAGACACAUGUGUGGGACAACAAGGGUUAAUUUAAAAAAAAAACACAUUUGUACUACAGGAAUAUAUAAUUUUGAAAUGAAACUGACUCUUUUGAACCAAAAUAUUAUUUUAACUCUAUUUUAUCUUUUCUUCUAAACAAAAAUAAUAUCCUAGCUUUUGUUUUCCAUUCAAGAAAAGUGGAUGUUUUUCACUGCCAAACCACAAAAGUUGUUCACUCAUAUAGGCUAUUCCUUGUGUGAAAACUCUCAAAUCUCAGUUGUGUUUUGUUUGUGGCAGGAUUGUUCAUGUAACAUGAGAGCCAAUGCCGUUGGGCUUCAUGAAGACAAACAUUCCUCUAAGGAUGACAUUUUCUUCUAAUUGAAAAUAAGAAUUGAGAUUUGAGAGAUUUGUAAGGGAAGAUUAUCAUUGAAUAAAGGCUUAAAUUUUGGUCUAUUCUACAAGCAAAACAACUGUAUGACUUGUAAGGACCUUGAACAUAGCUCAUGUGGACUACUUUUAUGUUUUUGGGGAAAAUAAUACUUGGUUAGAACAAUAAGAGUGAGUACAUGAUGACAAAAUGCUCAUUUUUGGACCAGUUCUGGAAUUGACUGAAGGAAUUGCCAUCCUGGGGAAAAAGAUAGGUCUUAAAACUGACUGAACAACCAUUUUACUCUCCAGUAUGAGUACUGAAUUUUAAUUAGUUAUCACUUCAAAAUGCUAUCUAUAAAAAGAUUUAUCUAGCUAGAAGAAGCCUGAUGGUACAACUGUAUGUUAUACAGAGAUGAAACAAGUUUUUUUUUUUUUUUACAGCUGUAGAAAAACAGGUGAUGAAACAAGAUGGCGAUAACAGAGUCGUGCAUUCUCCUUUAGCACUUAGAUGUAAUACAAUACUAUACUUAACCGUUCACAGGACAACUUUUCCUUUUUUUAAGAUUAAGGUGGGCAGCACUGAGACUGUUUCCGUUUUUCAUUGCACAAAUUUGUUACCCAAUGUUUCAUCAUACAAAAGCCCCCAAAAAGCUGACUUGUAAGUUAUCAUCCCUAGAGCUUCCAGGAGUUUUGAUUUGAUAACAGCAAACUGAUAAUCAUAUUAUUGAUGGUGCAGGGUGGUUGUGGGGUGUAAGGCUGUCUCUAGAUGCAUUUGAAUGCAUGUAUGCUGUAUAUUUCUUAUUUAUUUUAAGUAAAUAAAUUAAGAUUUUUUUUUCUGAA